AUGGGCUGCGUUUUUCGGGCCCGUCUCAACCAGCUCUGGUCAAUAUGGUACACCAUUUUAGUGGUGUUGCUGCAAGUUUACCUGAUUUAUUUGGGAUUUGAGCGAUACAAACUCUACAAUGAGAUGAAAUGGCCGGCAAAUGGCGGUUACCCCAAAAUUUGGCUGAACGUCUACGUGAUCAUCUACAUUUCGUGUAUCCCAGCGCUGUUGUUCAUCUUUGCCUCCGGAGUCUUCAAGACGGGAAAUAUUUCCGGAGAUCACGAGAGGCUGGCAGACCGAGAGGAUCGAGUGAUUGAGACUGGAAUCAACAAAAAUGGAGAGAAACGAGGCUGUUUCCACUGGCUUCGCUCCCUUUGGGCUCAUUCUCCCCCACUUCCUCACCAUCUCCACCUCAUCGUCGCACUCGCCCAACUUGUUGCGCAGCAGCUGAUGAUUGCCCAGCUCUAUCGGAAUGCUUUUAUUCAGUCUGGCGACUUCCUCAACAAUGAGCUUGACUUCGUCUACCAACGAGCACGACAACUCGCCACAAAUCUUCCAGUCGGCGAGACCAGGAUGCAGGGAUUUUCGAUCACCACCGAUCGGCUGAAUGCCGCACCUGUAGCUCCGAACUUGUUGCCAAUCCUGAUGCACUUCCGGCUCUUCGGGAUCCCGCUCGAAUUCGUCAACUUUAUUGUGGCCCUGAUCACCUACAGUAUAUCGUAUCCAGCGGUCUUUUGGCGCGUCUCCAAGCCGUUCUCCCUGAUCUUCUCCCUCCACCUGCUGAUCUUCUCCACGACACUCGUCUUCUCGUACCUCGGUUUCUCCAUCCUCUUCCGGGUCCAGGAGACGAACUACCACAGUAUUCGGCCGGUUGGAAUUGGCCAAUACCUUCUUUACGACAAGAACAUGAAAAUGCUCCACCCGUACGCUGUUUUGGGAGAAUUUUUGACAUCGGCCGUACUCACGCAUCUGGCCGGAAUGAUGUUGUAUGCUUAUGGAUACAACAAAUACUUUAUGAGCGUCGCCCACCACCAGGCAAAGAACGUCUCCCGGCACGGCACCAGUGAAUACACCGACUUCAGCAGAAGACACCAAGCGCAUCGGACGGCCGAACUGUGCUGUGAGGGCUACGGACCUCAUAUGGCCACCAUCUUCCUCUUGGUGUUGAUCAUUGCUGUGAAGGCGCCGUACGUCUACGCUUUUGUUCAGAUUUGGCAGCAUGACGACAAGCCCAUCCUCCUUUCCAUCUUGGCCGUCGACGUCAUCUACAUGUUCACCCUCAUCUUCCUGUGGCUGUUAUUGACAAUCAAGCGGGAGUGGGACUUCAAUGUGUCGCACUAUGUGCAUCAGAUUUAUGCACUACAGAAAGGACUGACGGCCGGUCACGUCCGUACCAAUGAGAAUCCCUCAAAACUGAAGAACGCAGUGAUAGUGAUGCAUAGAGAUACGAUGUUUGUCACCGACGACCACGCCACCAAGCAGUCCUUACUCCGAGCCUGCCAACGUGGCGGAGAGCUCGUCACUGAUGAAGCCGUCUACUGGCAAAGAUCUAACGGUGGUCCCCAGAGCCCGCAGAUGAGAAAAAUCCCCAUGGAAGAGCACGUCCGACAAACGCCGGAGAUGAACCGAUUACUGAUCGGGCGCAAGCCGUCGGAUGACAAUUCUCAGGUCUCUCGAAUCUCUCAAGCACAACAGCCCACCCAAACCCUCCAAUUCCGCGGCAACAGCAGCCCUCCGGAAGGCGCGAGGUUCCAAACUUUGCCGCGCAACCCGCCCGGCCAAUACUACUCCGCGACGCUCCAAAGAGCCCCCGCUAGCACCUCAACAAUGCAAAGAUCCCUGGUGGGACAGUGGAAUACGCAGCAAGAAGCCUACGCCUCCAUCCACAAGGGAAAACAGGAGGGCAUCUACGCGCCCAGGAGGGGCAGUCAAGAAGAGCAAGCCGCUUACGGGCAGUACGGACAGUACGGCACCUAUGGACGGGUGGGACAGAUGCUGCAACGCCGGCCAUCAGACGGCCAAGGCACUGCGUUAGGCGCUGUCCGCCAGAGUCCUCUACUCGGCCAGGAAAGCCGGAACACCGCGGCCACACGCGACGCGUCCCCAUAUCAACGGACUGCCGGCGGGACCGUCAAGCUGUCAUCCUUUAACCAGAAUGACGCAAAGUCCGGAAUCUACGGUGCCGUCCCAACACAAUGGAAUGCCUCCUCUAGCCAGCGAGCCCCUCCCGGCCAACCACAACAACUCCUCUGGAACGGCGGCGGCCCCCAGAAUGGCCAAAAAACCGGCCAAAAUUCCUCCGCCUCAUCAGCCGUUGGCACCAUCUCCACAUCGUCAUCUCAACAGGAUAACCACUGCUUUACGCCGACUUCCACUCACACUUCUCAAGGCUCCUCCACUAACUACUCUAACCAACCAACACCCACCCCCGGAUCUCCGUCCCUAUAUGGCACCCGCGGGGACCGUAACCUGUACGGUACACUCCAAUCGACGACCACCACCGGAAUCCUGGCCACCCCCGAUCCGGAUCCGAUCUAUGGGGACAGGACGCUACAAAAACGGGCACCUGGUGGCAGUGGGAUACGGUCGAUGAAAAUGAUGGGAGGACCGAGACAAGAUGAUUCUGCCAAUUACUCGAUCUCCUCCUCAAAUGGCUCCUCUCAACCCGAUCCCCCGCGUGUCCCUGCCCCUGCACCUAACGGAUCCGCACAGAUCAACUCUGAGUUUGCCACUAGCAUUGUU
Molecule: messenger RNA, 2721 nt
Organism: Mesorhabditis spiculigera
Lineage: Eukaryota; Metazoa; Nematoda; Chromadorea; Rhabditida; Rhabditidae
Source: the annotation of a GenBank genome assembly